Molecule: messenger RNA, 291 nt
Organism: Dothidotthia symphoricarpi CBS 119687
Lineage: Eukaryota; Fungi; Ascomycota; Dothideomycetes; Pleosporales; Dothidotthiaceae
Exons: 2
Coding region: 1-291 (96 amino acids)
Source: RefSeq, a predicted model, not a curated record
AUGCGGGCCGUACCGGCGCUAGAUCCCAAGCAGUGGCAAGGAGAGCUUGACGUCAUCGACGCCGACGACGUGGUGCCUGAAUUCCUGGCUACGGCCGAGAACCGAUACUUGUUGUCGAACCUCGUGGGCAUGUACAAGGAGAAACUCGGCAAGGUCAAUGUCCUACCAACAAGUGAGUGGAUGCGGAAAGCCAAGGUUUUGGGCAUGCCGCCUGGUAUCGAGGCUACCUGGACUAGCAAUGAAGUGUUUGUGUCACCUGUGUUGCACAAGGGGUUGCAAGUGCCGAAGUGA